Varanus komodoensis (Komodo dragon) is the source of this 606-nucleotide messenger RNA. RefSeq names its product family with sequence similarity 166 member C (gene CIMIP2C). The transcript has 4 exons. Bases 1 to 606 code for a protein of 201 amino acids. The record is from RefSeq and is a predicted model, not a curated record. NCBI's taxonomy places the organism in Eukaryota, Metazoa, Chordata, Lepidosauria, Squamata, Varanidae.
AUGGCCUCGCGCAGCGCCGGGACCCUCCUCACGCAGAACAACGCGGUCUACGUGCCGCCGGGGCUCAUGCCCGGGUACCGUGGGCACGUCCCUAACGUGACCUUUUCCUUCGGUGAUACCUACGGGAACGCCACCAUGAAACACUUCCAGGAUUUUCGGAGUGCUGCCAUGGAAAGCAGCUGCAGUCCCUACAGCAAAGGGGGGCAGUUCCCCACCCUCUUCUCGCGCGACCCAGGCCUGGUGCUGGGGGCCAGGGCAAGAGGCUGGGACAGGUGGCUGUACACCCCCAGCUACUCGCGCUUCAAUCUGGAUUUCAACCGCUCCGAGGAACUGAGGGAGUUCUACAAGCUGGCCCAGAUGCAUCGCGAGCACUACAGAGACAAGACCGGCACGGUGCACCAGGUCCCGUACUUCGUGCUGCCCGUGAAGGAGAAAGACAAGUACCCCCACCCUCUCGAUCUUCCACCUCUGAGCGCCCGAACAAAGUGGUACCUACAUCGGGCAGCUCCGGAGAACCUCCGAACAUACCAGACCUUCCCCUCGGGGAAGAGGGUGACCUCGCAGGAGAGAGAAGUCCGAGACAGCUUCUUCGAGUUCAGGGCCUGA